Messenger RNA from Nothobranchius furzeri (turquoise killifish), 4906 nucleotides. RefSeq names its product ras homolog family member Ua (gene rhoua). Gene Ontology annotation, biological process: endocytosis; Cdc42 protein signal transduction; establishment or maintenance of cell polarity. Lineage: Eukaryota; Metazoa; Chordata; Actinopteri; Cyprinodontiformes; Nothobranchiidae. Gene Ontology annotation, molecular function: GTP binding; GTPase activity; protein kinase binding. The record is from RefSeq and is a predicted model, not a curated record.
GAAGGGGAGUUUUGGGACGGACACAGAUUGUUGACCAGUUCAAAUUAAAUCAGCAGCACUUUCAUUCCAAACUUCUUGAUGAGUAACUGAAAGCUGAGGUUUGAAGGGGCUCAGUUUAACUUUUUUUAUUUGACUGUGAGGAGAAACUGUAGAUCUUCACCCUCCAUGGAGACCAAAUGAAAACAAGUAGCAGCAACAGCCUAGUGUCAGCAGGGCUCCGCGGACGGGAAGAGACGGAGGAAUGGACGCUGUGACAGCGGACCAAACUGCCUGAACUAUCCGCCUCCUCUUCCUCCAUGUCGCCCUCCUCUCCCUGCCAGGUGCCUUCGCGUGGCAACGGGGGCUUCAAGGCGGCUCCGCUGUCCCCUCCUCCGCCCGUCCCGCCGCGGAGGGUCCGGAGUCGGGACGGAGGAAGGACGCGGCGGUCUGUGGCACCAGAGAGGCGGGUGAAGUGCGUGCUGGUGGGGGACGGAGCUGUGGGGAAAACAAGCCUGGUGGUCAGCUACACCACCAAUGGAUACCCCACCGAGUACGUUCCCACCGCCUUUGACAACUUCUCAGCGAAGGUAUCAGUGGAUGGGCAGCCAGUCACACUACAACUCUGUGACACAGCUGGACAGGAUGAGUUUGACAAGCUGCGUCCUCUGUGUUACACCAGCGCAGACGUGUUCAUGCUGUGCUUCAGCGUCGUCAGUCCAGCCUCCUUCCAGAAUGUUCCAGAAAAGUGGAUCCCAGAGAUUCGGAAACACGCCCCCUUUGCCCCUCUCGUCCUCGUGGGGACGCAGUGUGACCUCCGAGAGGAUGUCAAGGUUCUUAUCGACCUGGCUAAAUACCGAGAGCGGCCCGUGGAGCCAGCAGAUGCUCGGCACUGUGCGAUGGAGAUCGGGGCUGUGGCCUACAUGGAGUGCUCCUCUCUGACCCAAAAGAACCUGAAGGAGGUGUUUGACACGGCCAUACUGGCCAGCAUGCAGCACCACGGCUCCCGUAAGCACUCGAGAGGGAAACAAAAACGUCGCAAAAAGCAAAGGCAGACGCCGGACAAGAUGAAGAGCCUCUCUAAGUCCUGGUGGAAGCGGUACUGCUGUGUGGCCUGAGGCAGAACAAGGACGGGUUUGGAUCUGCACCCUGUCUGCCUUUUUUUUAAAGGAGCUUCAUAAACGACUGGGAUUGUGGAAGAAAACUAAUACAAUUUGCAAAAAUGUAAAAUAUAUUUUAUUGCUGGUGAGAUUUGCCACCUCUGGUCCCAGCUCUCUGCACCGAGCUCUUGUCUCUACUGCAUUACACUGGUAUGAACCAGAACUAUUAUGGGACCAGCAGAAGAUGUGAAAGCUUUCAUAAAAACAAGGAACUACUAACUGUUUCCAAUCUGGAGUGCUGGUGAAAUUCCCUGUUGUGAAUUCAUCCUGCCUUGUGACGCCGCUUUGAGCAAAACUGGAAUCUCAGUGGGAUAUAAUCAUUAUUAUCAGUGACCCAAAGCAACCACAGCUUUCUAAACGGGGUCUAACUAUAGCUGCAGAAUGAAAGAGCACUACCCUCAGACAAAACUAUGUCAUUUAAGAUUUUACGACCCAGACACGAUCACUAUUUAAAGUCCGGUAGAUCAUUUCAGAACCACAUAAGCGGGACGAUUGUUAUUCCUACUAAAGACUACUGACUGAAUCAUGUUGACUUAAUUUGAGGUCUUAGCAAAACAAUAUGUGGUUAAUUCAGACGUAUAAUUGAACCCUCUGGAGGCAGGCGUUGCAGAUUUGCAACGUUAAAACCUGCCUACCUGGUUACUCCACACAGGUAUUUCACGGGCAUUUUUCUACUCAGAAGUACCCCUGAAGGACUUAGUUGUUUGUCCUUUUAUCAAAACUUAUUUUGAGCUGGAGAGAGUUAAACCUUGAUAAGAAAGUACAUGUUGGGUAAAAAUAUGUGUUUUAACUUAGAUCUGAACGGGUUUCUGCACACUUGUGUGCUUAGGUCUACGAUAGCAGGUUGUGUGUCUACUCCCAGUUUGAGGUGAUUUAUCAUCCUGGAGCAGUUCCAGUGUGGGUUGGUUAAUUAUAAAUCCUCUUGUGUUUGCCUCACGUUGCUCUACAGUGUGCUGUUGUUCAGGUGAGAAAAGAAAUCAGAUAUUUAAAUUUGAAGACUGUUUUUGCGGCAGCUCAGCCCCGCACUGGAUGCAGAUUUUGACGUACCCUUUGAAACACUAAAACAAUCCUAAACACGAGCAAUUAAGAUCAUGAGAUCAGCUAAGUAAACCUAAGAAGGACUCUCCUGUUUCUCUGUGUGAAAAAGAAAUUAAUUAUUGUCCAUUUGUCUAGUAUUUAAUUUGGCCGACUAUCCUUUCUCAAAUAGAUGUGGGUUCAGUGUUAUAAAGCAGAAACUAAGCAACUAAACAGUAAACCUUGCUUAUAUCUGUAUAAUUAACAACUCUUUGUUUUAAAAACCCCAAAGCAGAAAAGGAUGAAAAGUUCUUUAGUGAGUGAAAUCACAUUAUUACACAGCUAAUAACACGAAUAGACAAUAAAAAGUCUGUUUUUCUGCUUUGUUGAGGUUGAUAAAAAGCUAAACAGCCACAGAAGAAAAAAUGAACACAGAGUUUGAUAUUCACAGUUUCAUGAUCUCAAUGUUUCAAACGUCUAAACUCUGCUGGGUUAUUCUGAGUUUGAGGACUGGAGCCGCUUCCUCCUUGAAGAUGUUUCUGCUCCGACUCAAUGGCUUCACUGUCUCCGUGUUUCGCUCUUCAUAGCAAAAGCUUUGUGUCUUUCAGCAGGGAAAGGCAUAAUAGGUUAUUUGUUGUGCUGUUUGUCUAUCGUCUUUGCUCAUUGUGGAGUUAAGUAGGCUGAAGGUCACACACUUUUAUGCUAGCUGGCAUUUCCUGUGUCAAAUUAUUACUUACAGAUCCUUUAUGAAUGCAUGGUUUAUUAUUAAAGGUGCUGAACACUCGUUUAAUUAAUACAAUUGCAGAAGCGCCUGGAUCAACAUGGACAAGUCUGCUGCAGCAGAGAGUGGCAGCAGGAUUUGGAGUCUUACUUCCUGAUAUUUGGACAUCUUGCCUUGGAUUGGAUAACAGCAACGUGCUGACUCAGCUCUGCGACAGGGAUGUUUGAUCUCUGCAAAUAACACAAGCCUGGAGUAGUUUCUGCCAUGUGGUUGAGAUGCUAAUGCUAAUGGUUAGCUUUUGCUAGCUGAGACGUUCAAUGCUGCAUCCAGGACAACAAUAGCCUUCCCCUGUCACGAGCCAAGAUGAGUGAGUCCAAGUGAUGGCUUGAUGUAGAUCUGUAGGGCUUUUCAAAUCUCUAAUCAGAAGCUAAUGCAGGAGAUAGGUGUAGGAGACUAUUCAACCUGCAUGGAAAACCCAGAGUGACUGAUUACAAUCAGAAAUAAUCAUUAAAAAAUGUUUUUUCAGAGUUCCGCACCUUUCUCCAGUGCGCUAAAUUUUUGUGCCAUUUCCACCUGAAAGAUGCCAAACUAAUGGCAGCUAGUUAGCAUCCAUGAACUCACUCACCUUGUCUUGCGACCACGGAAGUGUUUAUUUUCUGGCCAGGACAGAGCAGAACAUGUCUCAGCUAUUAGAAGCUAACUAUUAGCAUUAGCAAUCUCACCAAAUGACAGAACAGGUUCAGGUUUUCAUUUGGUGAGAUAAAACAUCAACAAUGCAAUGUUUCACCCAAGUAGAGCGAAUGGAGGAAGCUGAAGAGUUGCAAUGCUGUUAGCGAAUUAGUGACGAGAUGGUCGUAUAUCAUGAAUAUCAAUGAGUAGGGAUUGAAAUCCUGCCGUUUCCCACUCCCACUGCUCUGACUAACUUCUACUUCCUGAAACGGAAACAUUGAGACCACAGUAGCAAGUCUAUGCCACCUUUAAUUAAAUUAAAUAAACAACAUUGCAUUACUUGCUUUGAACUGACUAGCCAUGAGCUUAUCAAUCUCAAUUUCAUGGGUUCUGUUUGGAAAGCCAUCCAUAAUGUGCACAAUGUAAAUAUUUAUAAUUUUUACACAGAAACAUACUAAAAUAAACCUUUAAUGACUAAAAACGAUUUAAAUAUUUGCUUUUCAUGCCGCCCAGAAUGUUAAAACAAGUUUGAAGAUAAAUCAAUCAUUUCUUGACUUUCCCUCUAGUGUUUGGCUUGCAUUAACAGACUCAUUUGUGAGCUUUAAUCCUGUCUAACUUUAUCUGUACAGCAGCCUCUCUGGUCUGAAGGGUGCUUUAUGUCAAAACAAAAAGCCUCACUGAUGUUUUACCUCCAGCUGCAGUUUAUUCGACUUUAUUAUGAACCACACAGGGUUGUAUCCUUCUCUCAGCUGGUUGGACUUGGAUGAGAGAUUUAUGGUUUUUUAAUGUGGAACAGAUGGACUCUGUAAGUGAAGACAGAGAGGAGGCGUGCUGAUGAACGUUUAUGUUUCGUUAAAAAUAAAUCAGUAAUAUUCGUGCUUAGAAUUCCUGAUCAGGAUGGACUUUGUUUACUUGGAUUAAUUUGACGCUGGAUCAAGCCUCCAUUAAUGUAACAGUGUUUCUAGAUAAAUGACUCAUAUUAAAAGCAUCUGAAAGCCGGUGUUUAUUCAACAUAAGGUAAAGAUGAGCAAACAAUCGUUUAAUCAGGUCUGAGUCAAGCUGCAAAACAAAUCCGGCCUUUGCUUUUUGUAAGCAAAGAUGUUUUCUUUGUUUACCCUUCCACUCCUCUUUUCCAGAAAGCUCUGUGAGUUUAAACCGAAAGCCAAAAGAAAACAAAUAGAGACUGAGGUUGUUAGCUCCUGAUCUGCACCUGAGCUCACUCAGGUGGGACACCAGCUGAGAGAAACCAAACCAACGUGUGUGAAGCAUCGCUGUGUGUCAAAGUACGGCAACAGGAAAAAUGAAGAUGUCUCUCAGAGCAGGAUGUGUUCGAUCAGAUCUGUAAUAAAGAACUUUUGGAAUAAGA